UGACUCGCACGAGAUCCCUUGGCCGCCGCCCUCGCACUCGCAUCCUUCGCCGCCGCCCUCGCACAUCAAGCCGCCGUCGAUCCCUGCGCUACUACGGGAGCCGCCGCCGAUCCCAUUGAGGAGCUGCCGCCGAUGACGGGAGACGCCGCCGAUCCCGUUGAGGAGCCGCCGCCGAUGACGGGAGACGCCGCACGCUGACCUACCCCUCCCCAAUCCCUAGCCUCGCACCUCUUCCCGUCUGGCGCCUCCUACCUCGGCUGGGCGGUGGCCUCAAGUGCCUCUUCUUCCCCAAUGCGGCCUCAACCAACGACGCUGCACCCCGGUGAUGACUCCGCCCCAUGAUUCCCAUCGGUCGGCGCCUCGCCAGCAGUGACCUCCCCCUCCAUGUAUCCUGUGAUCCGGUCGUGCGCCACCGCCUCUCCAGGCGCCUAGAUCCCGGCUUCCAGAAGGGGAUAGGGGUGGAGGCGUCAGCGGAGGGGACAGGGAUGUGGACCGGAGAAACUACAUGGUGGAAGCACAACAAAGCGUUCAAGCACGGCACCCCAUCGCAUGCAGCUGCAGAAGGGAUGAAGGUCAUCCACGAGGUGUCUCAAGGUGAACCCCGUGGUACCCGACCAAGUGGCUGGAGGGAAUGGUGUAUGCUCACAAGUUUGUACAGACCAAUUUGCACUCGAACAAGAAUCCCACGAACCUUAAUGUGGCCUUUAAGUUUCAGAGUCGAUGCUUUAAGAGAGGGAAAAGCAGCUGCCCACACAAUGGUUUUCCAGUUAUACUCUUUAAAGAAUUUGUAG
This is a messenger RNA of Triticum aestivum (bread wheat), 791 nucleotides long. RefSeq lists its product as uncharacterized. The transcript is spliced from 4 exons. The record is from RefSeq and is a predicted model, not a curated record. NCBI's taxonomy places the organism in Eukaryota, Viridiplantae, Streptophyta, Magnoliopsida, Poales, Poaceae. The coding region runs from base 339 to 791 and encodes 150 amino acids.